Messenger RNA from Vitis riparia (riverbank grape), 917 nucleotides. RefSeq names its product receptor-like protein 38. Gene Ontology annotation, molecular function: protein binding. The record is from RefSeq and is a predicted model, not a curated record. Bases 192 to 917 code for a protein of 241 amino acids. NCBI's taxonomy places the organism in Eukaryota, Viridiplantae, Streptophyta, Magnoliopsida, Vitales, Vitaceae. The transcript has 2 exons.
UUUCAACACAUUUGAAAGCAUCCCCAAUUCCGGAAUUCUUUGGAUCUUUGAAGAAUUUACAAUAUCUAAACAUAUCAAAUGCGGGGUUUAGUGGUGUAAUCCCUCCAAAUUUGGAAAACCUCUCAAGGUUGCAGUAUCUUGAUCUUUCUUCUCAAUAUGGGAAUGGUCUAUCUACUGAUAAUUUUGAGUGGAUGAUGGGUCUUAUUUCCUUGAAGCAUCUCAAGAUGAACCAAGUCGACCUUUCAUUUGUUACAUCAAAUUGGGUGGAUGUAUUAAACAAGCUUCCAUUUUUAACUGAGUUGCAUCUAUCUGAUUGUCGCCUCUCGGGUUCAGUUUCUCUAGCCUCAGUAGUCAAUUUUACUAUGCUUUCUGUUAUAUCCAUGAGCUGGAACUACCUUGAUUCAACAAUUUUGGAAUUGCUUGUAAAUAUCAGCAGCCUUACAUUCAUUGAUCUAAGCUACAACAGCUUAAACAGUAUUCCUCUUGGUCUCAAUCAGCUACCUAAUCUGCAAUACUUGAACCUGUAUGGCAAUGGAAAUCUUACUGGCAAUUGCUCUCAACAAUUGAGGGAAGGUUGGAAAAAGAUAGAGGUCCUCAUUUUGGCUUCAAAUAACUUUCAUGGUAGCAUUCCUGACUCCAUUGGAAGCUUCUGCAACCUAAAAUAUUUGGACUUAGGCCAUAAUAACUUGACAGGAAGUUUACCUCAAUUUCUGGAAGGAAUGGAAAACUGCAGCUCUAAAAGUUAUUUGCCUUACUUGACUAAUUUGAUCCUGCCCAACAAUCAAUUAGUUGGCAAAUUAGCAGAAUGGUUGGGACUGCUUGAAAAUCUCGUGGAACUAGACCUGUCACAUAACAAGUUUGAAGGCCUUAUCCCUGCUUCUUUAGGGGCAUUGUCAAUCUUGAGAGCCUCAAACUAA